This is a messenger RNA of Botrytis byssoidea, 1204 nucleotides long. RefSeq lists its product as uncharacterized. The transcript is spliced from 2 exons. Lineage: Eukaryota; Fungi; Ascomycota; Leotiomycetes; Helotiales; Sclerotiniaceae. The record is from RefSeq and is a predicted model, not a curated record. Bases 1 to 960 code for a protein of 319 amino acids.
AUGAGCGGGCUUAGAACGAGCAUCUGGGCCCCCGGCAGCUAUCGCUCCCAGAGUUACAAUGGCUCCAGCUAUAAGAAUCCCGCGCGAGAGAAUGCGCCAGUCUCUACUACCCACUCGCAUACCUCAAGAGAGAUGAGUAAGAACCGGGCAAUCGAAACAACCCGCGAAAUAAUUCUGGAUGGCAAAUUGGCAAACAAUGAGCCACGGAAGAGUUCUGGUGGGCUGGGCGCCAGUCAAUGGGCACCGCGCGAUUACCCCGGAAGAUCAAAAACAGCAAAUCGUCAAGAGGUUUGGACAAUGGUCACGCCAGCCUCGCAACACAAACCGAUGGCUCAUGCGUAUAAUGGCUCGAGUCCUGCAUACGCCUCUCCGGACCUCGGCCUUCCUUACGAAGUACAACAUUACAUUCUCGGCAUGAUGCAGCGGAUCAUGGAGGAGGGGUGUUAUACUUUUGCGUCGCGAUGGAUUCCAGACGUACUACAAAGGAACAAUUGGACGUGCUCGGAAGCGGUUGAACUGUCUACAUGGAGAACGGUCCUUCCAGAAAAUGUCCCACCAGAAGCCAUUACCUCGCACGGUAAAUCUCUUCACCAAUGCCUGGCUAAUGCUGUUAGAAUACGAAACUCUGCUACUCAUCGGCAUAUUUUUUCGAGUCAGGAGCUACGUGGCUUGGCACAACAAGCCGAGGACCUCAUGAGCCUGCUUUCUGACCACUCGAGGCAAUUAAAAUUUCAUAAGCUGUGGACUGAAUUAUACGAUUGGGAAAAGCUCUGUGUAACAGACAUGCAAGCUGCCAGAUACAAGAUGGAAACGGCACUUCAACAGAUUGGGGAACGUCCUAUGGAGGACGAUAUGGAUUGGACACCUAAUGUAAUCUCAUUGGAAAAAGUUCCCGCGGUGGAGAUAGGACCAGAAGAGGUCGAGAAUCACGAAGGUCAUGAUGCAAUGGAGAUCGAUUAAAGAAUACACUACGAAGGGAUUAUGGGACGGCGAAUUGGCGUUGGUUAGUCGUACGCUGUAUGAAUUGGGAGGAUCGUAGCUUCAGGAGUACUUGUGGGGGUAUAGCGGGUCGGUAGGAUUUCAAAUACCCUUUUUGUCGCCUCUUGGCAAAUCUUAGACACAUUGUUUGAGGGGCAGAGACUUGUUAAAAAUUGUUUUCUAGGCAGAAACAUAAAAAUGAGAUCGAAUUGUUCCACACUUUAAA